This is a messenger RNA of Hyalella azteca, 433 nucleotides long. Its product is annotated as cytochrome P450 2L1-like. Gene Ontology annotation, biological process: xenobiotic metabolic process. Gene Ontology annotation, cellular component: cytoplasm; intracellular membrane-bounded organelle. Gene Ontology annotation, molecular function: oxidoreductase activity, acting on paired donors, with incorporation or reduction of molecular oxygen, reduced flavin or flavoprotein as one donor, and incorporation of one atom of oxygen; heme binding; iron ion binding. Lineage: Eukaryota; Metazoa; Arthropoda; Malacostraca; Amphipoda; Hyalellidae. The transcript is spliced from 4 exons. Bases 56 to 433 code for a protein of 125 amino acids. The record is from RefSeq and is a predicted model, not a curated record.
UUUCACGGCCGCAUCCGAGAUCACGUCCAUUACACUGCGCUGGCUCAUCCUCUACAUGAUCAAGCAUCCAGAAAUUCAGAGGAAAAUCCAAGCCGAGAUCGACAGCGUCGUGCCGCGAGACAGGCUCCCCGGCCUUGACGACAGGCCUAGCCUGAGCUAUUUGGAGGCUACGCUGUACGAGGUGGAGCGACUCGUAUCCGUUGUGCCGCUGCUGGUCCCGCACUGCGCUACCCAAGACAUCGAGGUGAACGGCUUCCAUGUACGCAAGGUCACGGUGCUGAUGGGCCACGCGGGCAGCUGUCACGGGGACCCGCAGGUCUGGCAGCGUCCCGACGAGUUCUAUCCCCCGCACUUCUUGGACGAAAACGGCAAAUUCUGUCCCAAGAAACAUGGCUUCAUCCCUUUCUCGAUUCUUGAGAAGGCUUAUUACUAG